Rubroshorea leprosula is the source of this 1877-nucleotide messenger RNA. The record is from the annotation of a GenBank genome assembly. NCBI's taxonomy places the organism in Eukaryota, Viridiplantae, Streptophyta, Magnoliopsida, Malvales, Dipterocarpaceae.
AAAUCCUGAUUUAGCGACGAAGAAACCAAAUUUUCUGUGUUUGUCAUCUUCUGAGCCUUUCCCUUCGUAAUAUUGAAGAAAGGGAGAGAGUUUAAUACUGUAAUUUCGAUUAUAUUUUCAUAGAUUGUGUCCAGUGGGGAGCAGGGAGAGAUGGGGUUCCAGGAAAAUGGGAAAAAGCACAAGAGGAUAAAUUCUAAUGGAGCAGAGGAGGAGAUUGUAUUCAGGAAUGACAACCAGCAUAAGAAGCUUGAAGAGGUUGUGAUUCAGAGUGUUAAUAUCGUCGAUACGAGGAAAUAUGUAAUUGCAUGUGCCAUCUUUGCGUCUCUCAAUUCUGUCCUCCUUGGAUACGAUGUGGGUGUCAUGAGUGGAGCAAUUAUAUUCAUUCGAGAGGAUAUGAAGAUAUCAGAGGUACAAGAAGAGAUUCUGGUUGGAAUUUUAAGCAUAAUAUCUCUUUUAGGGAGUUUAGCUGCAGGAAAAAUAUCGGAUACCGCAGGUAGAAAAUGGACAAUAGCCCUUGCAGCCAUUAUUUUUCAGUCAGGUGGAGCUAUAAUGGCUCUUGCACCUUCUUUUAGAGUGUUGAUGCUAGGCAGACUUUUGGCUGGGGUGGGGAUAGGCUUUGGGGUCAUGAUAGCACCUGUAUAUAUUGCUGAGAUAUCCCCCUCCAUUGCUAGAGGAUCACUUACAUCCUUCCCUGAGAUCUUUGUGAAUCUAGGAAUCCUUCUUGGAUACAUCUCGAACUAUGCUUUUGCAGGGUUGCCAGUGCAUAUAAGUUGGAGGAUCAUGCUUGGUGUGGGACUCCUUCCCUCGGUCUUUAUUGUAUUUGCGCUAUUGGUGAUCCCUGAAUCCCCAAGGUGGCUGGUCAUGCAGAAUAGGCUUGAGGAAGCAAGAUGUGUGCUUUUAAAGACAAAUGACACCGAAAGAGAAGCAGCAGAAAGAUUAGCAGAAAUACAAGUAGCUGCUGGGAGUGCUAAUGCAGAGAAGUAUGAAGCAAAGGCUGUGUGGCCUGAAAUAUUUAAUCCUACACCUGCGGUUAGAUGGAUGCUUAUUACCGGUUGUGGAAUCCAGUGCUUCCAACAGAUCACGGGCAUUGAUGCUACAGUUUAUUACAGUCCAACAAUCUUCAGAGAGGCUGGGAUAGAGGGCAACACUCAGCUUCUUGCUGCAACUGUUGGGGUUGGAUUUACCAAAACUACGUCCAUCUUGAUUGCAAUAUUUCUUAUUGACAAGGUGGGUAGAAAGCCUUUGCUUUACACAAGCACAAUUGGAAUGACUUUCAGCUUAUUGUCUUUGAGCCUGACUCUAACUUUUCUUGGAGAUGGACCACUUGGGAUUGUAUUGGCAUUAUUAUCAGUUUGUGCAAAUGUAGCUUUCUUCUCUGUUGGAAUUGGCCCUAUUUGCUGGGUUUUGUCAUCUGAAAUCUUCCCUCUAAGGCUGAGAGCUCAAGCAUCCGCUUUGGGGGCAGUGGGGAAUAGGGUCAGUAGUGGCCUCGUUACUAUGUCCUUCCUGACUGUGUCUCGUCUAAUUACAGUUGGAGGAACCUUCUUUGUCUUCUCCCUGUUUUCAGCUAUUUCCGUUGUUUUUAUAUACGCAUGCGUCCCAGAAACGAAAGGGAAAUCUUUGGAGGAAAUUGAAAUGAUAUUUCAGAGUGGGCGAGAAUCACAAGGUGAGGUUGAACUGGGAGAUGCAGCGCGCCUGGUACAAAGGCAAUGAUUUUUCGGUUUGGUAAACUACAAGCUUUCAGAAUAUCCGCUGGAAAACGUGUAGAACUAGUUUAGUAACCAGGUUUAUUCAAUUUUGUUGUGAAUCAUGCGCAGUUGCAGUUGUGGAUAACACUUAUACAACCAACAGAUCAGAAUGAAUAAAAGCAUGCUUUUCUU